Pseudocercospora fijiensis CIRAD86 is the source of this 2070-nucleotide messenger RNA. RefSeq lists its product as uncharacterized. NCBI's taxonomy places the organism in Eukaryota, Fungi, Ascomycota, Dothideomycetes, Mycosphaerellales, Mycosphaerellaceae. Bases 1 to 2070 code for a protein of 689 amino acids. The record is from RefSeq and is a predicted model, not a curated record. The transcript has 13 exons.
AUGCGGGAUUCUCUCAGCUUCCAUGGGGUAGUAUACUUCAAGGGCUCCUUACCAGCAGAGACCCACACGGAAACCGUUUCGAGACCUAUAUCAUCCGUUCUCUGUCUAUCUACAGCCUUUCUGGUGGUACAGGGCAUUCGCGGCAUCGACGAAGGAGGUCAUGUCUUGUCUUCGAGUACCAACUUUGCGCGCUCUGCGCUCGACUCUCAAGACUACACUAACUGUAUGCAACCUGCGGACCACCUCUUGAACUGCAUCUCAGAGUUGUGUUCGCGAAGGCGUGUGUUGACGGCGCAACGCGAUGAACUCCUCUUUACCAACCCUUUUUUUUGCCCCAGAUCCUUAAUGACUUGUGGUCAGCCAUUCCAGCAAGCAAGACAGGCGGGUAUAUGGAAGAAUCGUCCGCGUAUAGUGCUCAAGGACCAAUUUCUGAAGGAGCAUGGCUUGGACUUUGGCGGAGAAGGAAGCAGCAACAGAACCUGCCACGGAAGACUCCGAGACGCAGGAAGCGGACCGUCCAAAGAGCCCAAGCUUGCAAAUUGGUCCAGCGGUGACAGAGCGUGGUUAAACCGUCGGCGCUUUUUACCACGCUCUGUCACCGCUGAAAGCGCUCCGCCGAAGAAGCGAAAAAUCGAUGGCUAUGUUGAGUCCGCCCUAGUCGAGCCUGGAGCUGCUGACGACCUCGACGGUCAAUCUGUGAUGGCGGCGCGGCAAAAUGAGGGCCGAUCUGAGGAGCGACGCCAAUGGUCUCGGCCAGGAGGAUUCUCGAGACGGAAAACACCAGAUCUCUUGCCCAAUAAGGACCCGGCGCAUUCUACGGAAAUCCGUCCGCAAGGCGAGGGAAAAUGGGUCACCACUCGCAUGACAACUAUCGGAUCAGAUAUCGAACAAGCAGUCCUUACAUUCUGCCGCGAGAACGGCAUCGACGAGGACGCCGAUUCAAGGUUCGUGCCUAAUGCCGGCGAGCGCUUGUCAGAGUUAUAUGGGCGAGUGUUCGGGAAGGAGUGGCUCGAGAAGAUCACUCAGAUCCAGGCCGAAGGCCACCGUCUCAGACAGACCGACAUACUCACAGCUCUUUUGGGCGCUGCUGUUCAUGAAUGGGGCCUCCUCGCAGCAUUGCCGUGGGACCUCGGGAACCGUCUAAAAACUUCCUUGGGCUCGGAUCUGAAGUAUGUCCAAGCCGUGCUUGGCAACAUGGGCUAUGACUACGACAGAUGGCUCAAUUAUCUUGUCGGCAAGCAAAUCUGCAGCUCAGAGUUCCAAAAGGACGUGGUGGCGCCAUAUGCAAAACAACGCGUCCAGGAGACCGCCGCGGCCCUGCUUCCGCAUCACUACAAACUCAAGGCUGGCCAACCUGCACAACCUAUCGGCAGCAGAGACUGGAAGUUCUUCCUCGGGCGUGCCUUUCAGACGGCUAUAGUUGUUAAGCAGGUGCUCGGAUCCUCAAACUUGGGUCCCUUCCGGAUAGGAUUCGCUAAGCAUGGAGACGCCUUUGAUAUGCUCCGCCACGAGUCACUGCAUGAAUAUCCAGGAAAUAAGAAGGUGCUAUAUGGGGUGGUGCCUAGUGUCGUGCGGAAAACCGACCAAGGUGAUUUCUACUUCGCGAAAGGAGUGCUGACUACUGACAGUGUGGCUCCCAAGGGGCAGGCUUAUCUUCCUUUAGAGAGCUAUUGGAGCACGAGCACUUUAGGCAAUCUGCUGAAGAGCCACGGCACACAUAUUUGCCUUCCAUGGGCUGUUAUCGUCCAUCUGUCCAUUAUUCUGCUCGCUCUUCUAAACGCAGGAAGCACGAGCACUGAUCUGACGGCGCAGGAUUUGCCCAGGAGGCAAUCUGUUCAGAUGGCGCACAAGAGCCACAGCACCCAUAUUUGCCUUCCAUGGGCUGUAAUUGAUUGUCCAUAUGUCCAUUAUUCUGCUCGCUCUUCUAAAUCUGAAUCGAUUGUAGGAUUGAGUCUCGCGUACGCAUCAGGGUGUACCCAGAAAGAGUGUAGCACGGCGAAUGAGGUAUGUAGUGAAUAUUCUACAAGUCUUGAGGCGCGAGAUUGCCGCUCGGGUUGUUCAGUGUGGUGA